CACAGAGCGAGCGGAUCAGGUCGCAGUAAGCCUUUAAUUAACUCCUACAUUUCAGAUCCAACAGCAAUCUUGAGAGAAGCCGUGAAGGAUGGCUACAUUCCCCACGACACUCACAGCCUUCUCACCUGCUCCUUCAGUCCAGACUGCGUGGCCCAUCCUCUCACUCCUGACCAGGAAAUGUGGCUCCCCACUUCUGCAGAAGGUCCUGAAGAGGAGGCAAACCCAAGACGACAGAAAAAAGCCACCGCAGCUCCUCCUAUAUCAAUAUCAGCUGAGAAACCAAAUCUCCCCCAACUGCUUGAAGUCGAUUUACAUUCCCGAGUUGCACCCAAAAUCAAAGUUUUCGGGACAUUUCUCCUCCAAGAUGACCUCGGGAACAAGAUGGAGAUUAUCAGAAAGAGGGUACGUGAAGACCCAGAGGAAAUGGCAAUGGAGGUUCUGAGGGAGUGGCUGCAAGGGAAGGGGGUGGAGGUGUCGUGGGAGAGCCUCAUAGCAACUCUGAGGAAGAGCAAACUGAAACUUAUGGCCGACCAGAUUCAAAUUGCUCUGGACCAACUAAGAUCUUGAUGCAUUGUGCUCCUAAAUUUUCAUGUUGACAAUGUAUUAU
Geodia barretti is the source of this 607-nucleotide messenger RNA. NCBI's taxonomy places the organism in Eukaryota, Metazoa, Porifera, Demospongiae, Tetractinellida, Geodiidae. The record is from the annotation of a GenBank genome assembly.